Messenger RNA from Acromyrmex echinatior (Panamanian leafcutter ant), 1347 nucleotides. RefSeq lists its product as uncharacterized. The record is from RefSeq and is a predicted model, not a curated record. Lineage: Eukaryota; Metazoa; Arthropoda; Insecta; Hymenoptera; Formicidae.
UUAAAAAACACAUUAACUUGCCCAAUUCUGAGAAGAAUCCCCCCUUACCUCGCACGUCGAGACCGUAACGAGACCGAAAACGAUGUAAACAUGAACGAGGAAGACGAAAGUGGUCACAACACUGAGAACAAAGGCGACGACUAAUAACAACAAAAACAUGUUACGAGUAAGAGCGAAUGACUCGUCACUUGAUAGCGAGAUGUCGACGAAUACAGACGAUUUCCUCGACGCGUUUAAAAAAUUCCUCCAAGAGAAAUACAAUCCGACCAAUCUGGGCAGGUCAAGCGGCUAAAACCAAAGUCUCCAAGUCCACAGAAUCGCCAGCCACUUAUUCAUCGCUGCGGGAAUACGUACCGACCAUAGGCAUGGUGCAACCCUUAGACUGGCAAGGAAGAGAAAAGCUGGCCUGGCUGACCACCCCGCCGCCUUCGCUACCAUCCCCAUCGAUCCCUGUGGAAGUCGACCCUGGACACGUCGUCGACAUCCCGCACUUGUCGCGCACGUCUCGCGUCAGUAUAAAGCCCGCUCGAAGGAAUCCGCUGGUAGCUCAAGAUUCACGAACAUCAGGCUGUCACUCGUUCAAGAGAGCUUUCUUGCCGAGGAGACCCCCACUUAUGGACUAAGUACUGAAGGUUCCCAGUGGGGAUUAAUCAUGUACCCGAGUGGGGGUGGUUUCGUCGUUUGGCCACCUCCACCGCGUCCUCAGCACAACCAGGAUGACAGUCAUAGGUGGAGGCUCGUUAAAUCUAAACACUCGAUAUAAUCAGCAUUAUCGGAUACAUCUUAAAUUCCUGUCCGCCCAAAGAUUUUAGCGAACGUGAUGGAAACGAAUCCGCGUUUGGGGAAUCCCAGCGGGAUAGCCGAUCGAUGACGAGUUCUUGCGAUAGUUUAAGAGCAAUGAGAACCUCCGCUAAAAAUUUAUUGAGCUUGUCACAAAGAAUCUUUCUUCCGAUUCGCGCGAUAUUUAAAUACGUCGGAAACACAUUCCCUUUCUCUAUCCAACAGCACAACGAAAAAGAUUUUUUCAAUCGAUCCAACCAAUUGGUGAGUCAAUUUUUGUUUCCAAUCAAUUUUUGUUUCCUCUGAUAGUAUUGAUUAGAUUCAAGUAUUUCAUCCAUUACGGAUUUCACACUAUAUGAUAUUAUGUAUGACUUUUUGCGGUUGCGCUUCGUUUUACACAUUGUAUAAUAUAUUUUUUAUAGUAUAUUUCUGUUGUGUUCUGUACAUCUGAGGAGAGCUCGAACUUGCAGUCGAAACAUAUAAUGCGAUUGCGAUUAGAUUAUAUUAGCGGAUAAUUAUAUUCUAACAUUUGCUUUUCUAUUUUUAUUGUUAUAACACGUUAUUUUA